This is a messenger RNA of Guyanagaster necrorhizus, 1265 nucleotides long. RefSeq names its product tryptophanyl-tRNA synthetase. The record is from RefSeq and is a predicted model, not a curated record. Gene Ontology annotation, biological process: mitochondrial tryptophanyl-tRNA aminoacylation. Gene Ontology annotation, molecular function: ATP binding; tryptophan-tRNA ligase activity. Gene Ontology annotation, cellular component: mitochondrial matrix; mitochondrion. The coding region runs from base 21 to 1166 and encodes 381 amino acids. The transcript is spliced from 6 exons. Lineage: Eukaryota; Fungi; Basidiomycota; Agaricomycetes; Agaricales; Physalacriaceae.
UGUGUCUCUUGCCUCUAAAAAUGCAGUCAUCUCUCCUCAAACGGACAGUCCGUUCUUUCUUCUUGACUUGUCGCUGCAGGCACUUUUCCACGUCCCUUGGUGCUCAUCAUGACGUGAAAAGCCAAAAUUGCGUUAUCCUUUCCGGAAUUCAACCGACAGGCGUGCCGCAUCUAGGCAAUUAUUUUGGAGCACUUGCGAACUGGGUGAAACUCCAACGGGAGGCGGGACCGGAUGAUGUCCUGCUCUACAUGGUUGCUAGCUGGCAUGCUUUGACUCUACCGCAAGACCCAGCACAACUCGCCAACGCCAGAAAUGAUACCCUGGCUGCUCUCUUGGCCAUCGGAUUAGACCCUAAACGCUCGAUAAUAUUCCACCAGGACACGAACAGGGAUCAUGCUGAACUAGCCUGGAUAUUCAACUGCAUAUCAUCUACAGGAAUGUUGCGUCGAAUGACAACUUGGAAGUCACGACUAGCUACUUCACGUAACAUGUCCGACGACGCUGAUGUCGACGAGGGUUCGCUCAACGCCGGUUUAUUCACCUACCCUGUCCUUCAAGCUGCCGAUAUCUUGGUGUACAACUCUACUCACGUCCCAGUUGGCGAUGACCAGACUCAACACGUAGAACUAUGUCGAGAUAUCGCGGAACGAUUCAAUCAUACUUUUUCGCCCGAUUCCCCGUUAUUCACUCUUCCUGCCCUUCUGAAAACAUCUUCUAAACGAAUACUGUCUCUUCGAGAUCCUUCGUCCAAGAUGUCAAAAUCAGCUCCCGACGUAUCGUCUCGCAUCCUCCUCACCGAUGACGCCUCGCAAAUCGCGUCCAAGAUUCGAGUUGCCGUGACAGACUCCAUCCAAGGAAUUACUUACGACCCUGUCAACCGACCGGGCACGGCCAACCUCUUGACUAUUCUUGCAGCAUGCACAAAUGAGAACGUUGCCGAUGUCGCCUUGCGAUAUCAAGACAAGAAUCAUGGCCAUAUCAAACGCGACCUUACAGAAGUAGUCGAGGAAACAUUGAAAGGACCCAGGAUAGAGUUUGGGAGAUUGCGGAAGGAUGCAGCAUAUCUUCGUGAAGUUGCUCUAGAUGGUGCGGCCAGGUCUGCCGAGAGGUCAGAGGCUGUGAUGAGGAAAGUUAGAGAGGCCAUUGGAUUGCCGUCUUUCAUAUAGCUUGAAUGCAUCCAUCUACUUGUUGCUAGAGCUCAUUGAUUGCCCUGAAAAAUCCUCCAUUGUAUGACGCAUUGAUCAAUAGUACAGGACGGAGAGCCC